AUGGUACGACCCUCGAUCGGCCAGACACGGGCGAUUCAAGUUAUCAACAAGCUGAGCAGCAAGGUGUUGAUAGUGCAUUGUCAAUCCAAAGACGACGAUAUGGGUGCCCACGCCAUCUCUUUCAACGAGAGCAUCAGCUGGCAGUUCGAACUGGACAUCAUUGGUGGGACACUUUUCUGGUGCAAUCUCGCGGUCGAAGAUAGACGACUUUCUUUCGUAGCGUACGAUGCAGAUAGGCACGGGAAUUUCUACAUUUCUGUGUGGGAAGUCUGUGACGACGGGCUUUUCGGGAGGUACGUGUCUGGUGUAUAUCGACAUUUCAUUUGUCGAUGGAACUCGUCGGGAAAAGACUGUGGGUACCCGUGA
This is a messenger RNA of Linum tenue, 366 nucleotides long. The record is from the annotation of a GenBank genome assembly. Lineage: Eukaryota; Viridiplantae; Streptophyta; Magnoliopsida; Malpighiales; Linaceae.